AUGCCCGGGAGUUUGAAUUCCUGUCCUAAUAACCCUAACACUCAGCACUGUGUCCUUUUUUCAACAGUGUCACACUGGACGGGCCCGCAGUCACUCUACUAUUGCUUCCCCCGCAGUCGCACUUUGCUGCAGAUAGCACGGUUUAUCUUGGAUGACCCCGAUCUGAGCACUCAGCUUGGCUACGGUGCGUUGUUGGGGAGCAAUCGGUCAACCGAGUUGUUGAAACAGUACAUUUAUUGCUCUGCGCAUGUGCCGGCUGCUUCCAGCAAUGAAAGAUACCACGCCGCAUCGUGGUGCAUAGCCUCUGUUGGCAUAACCCUAAUCUUGGUUGCCACGGUCUGUGACUACAAGUGGCGAGUGGGGACCAGUAGUGUCACACACGAGGCAGAUGAAACGGGAAAUGAAGGGGCAAGCGAACUCAACCCACGCGCCACUCCCGCGUGUUUGCCUUUGAUUAGCGCAGAGGAAGUACGUGAGGACUCUACUAAACUGCCUACUACGCCUAGCCCCGAUUGCUCCCGUCAGUGUCCCCGCGCGGGUGGGCUUAGCCGAUUUCACCAAAUAUAUGGUGUGCAUUCGCCACUUCUAACACCCGAGGAGCAACUUACAGCACAGAGUGCUGUGGAUAGUUCGAGCGCGUCGAUACCUUCCGCACAGGAGGCUUCGGUGUUCAGUUCUUUGACUCAGCAACGUUUGGGGUUUCAAGGGACCUCCAUGAGGAGCGACGAGCAAUUUUUGGGUAUUAAAGCUGGUGUGGCACUGGCGUCAGUACCCACUUUAAUGCAAGAGUCUGGAGAUGGAGGUAAUUCUUGUGUAACAAAACUGCACGCCCUCAACGUCGAAAAGCUGAAUAGGUCCCUGCAAAAGGAUCCACUGAGGGGAUCGGAUGCGCCUGUUUUGAGAUCCGGUGUGGCGCACGUUGUGCAGUGUUUGUCGCUGGUUAGCAGUUUCCAGAAGUGGCGAGGUUACCCUGAGUCGGAAUCCGACUUGAAUCUGUUUAACGGGCUCCGUGUAAUCACUUUCCUUUGGGUAACGAUAUUCGGAACGUUUUGGUUUACCCAACAAAUUAGUCCUGUGAACAGUUCUGUGGUUCCGAGUGAUAGCAUGCUUUACGCCUUCCUCCAGAAGAGGAUUUUCUCCGCUUGCGCUAUUAGCACGUUUCUUGUUAUUGCUGGGUUUCUAACUCUUCAUCGUCUUCACAUUUAUGAGGAGUGGCAAAUGAAAUCACCUGCCGUGCGUGCAAAGUGGUCGCGGGGCACGCGUAGGCAGUGGCUACUGAAGGGUGCUCUGUCGUAUACCCGUUAUGUGGUUUCUCGCUUCGUUCGUGUAAUUCCAGUCGCUCUCACGGUAACGUUGCUCGUGCCAAAUAUUUUGCCAGCGACUUCAAAGGGUCCGCUAUGGAUGGCGCUAUCAAAUGCACCGGCACUUCACAAAAACUGUGAAGACUACUGGUGGACGAACCUCCUGCUGAUCAACAAUAUGGUCCCCACCGAUGGAAGUAAGUGUUGUUUUCCUUGGUCCUAUUAUGUGGCACUUGAGUUCCAGUUGGUCGCUACCGGACCCCUCAUUUACCGGCUCGCUAGAUCUUUGCACACCCGUGUAUAUACCGCCGGCUCAAUUGCCUGCGUGAUGAUAGGUGUGGCCCUGCGCUACAGUGCAUUUAUGUCCAAGAAAGGCAAGCACCUCGAAAAGAGUGAAGCGGCACCGUAUACAUUCGACGCUGGGGCGCUGUAUGAGUGGCCGCACCUCAUGUUCAUUCCGUUUCUCGCUGGAGCCAUUCUCCAUCGCAUUUAUAUCGCCGUGAAGCAUCGUGCGCAGACGCUGCUUAUGUUUGGCCCUGAUAUGUUCACGGUUAUGCAUCGUUGCCCUGAGAGUACCACCACGGAGGAUAGGCUAAGUUACUUCAUACUGGAAAAACUGCGCCUUAGGAGCAUGCGCUUUCUGAUAAUGUGGGGAGGUAUUGGUAUGAUGUGUCUCUGUGUGUUUUGGGGUUGGAGCGUUCUUCACUUGUCACAAGAGACUACACAAGUGAGCGUAUGCCGUGCAGCCUAUGAGUCACUCAUUCUCCUUUUCUGGUGCCUUGGGUUGUGCAUGUUGGUUUUCCCCUUACUAUUUGGGUAUGGUGGAGCAACUCGACGGUUUCUUGUUCAUCCCUUAUGGUGUGGACUGUCGCGUCUGGUGCUGGUGGGAUAUCUGCUCACCCCUAUCGUCAUUGGCAUCGUAAACGCUCACUGGGGUCCCACAAACGUGGGUGUGAUGCUACUUCUUAUGUUGCGGUGGCUGGGAUGCACUUUUUUGACAUUUUUGGCAGCGUUCGUGCUUCACAUGCUGGUUGAACGGCCGUUCUUGUACAUCAGUUCACAAGGAAAGUACUGA
This is a messenger RNA of Trypanosoma brucei brucei TREU927, 2376 nucleotides long. RefSeq lists its product as hypothetical. The record is from RefSeq and is a predicted model, not a curated record. NCBI's taxonomy places the organism in Eukaryota, Euglenozoa, Kinetoplastea, Trypanosomatida, Trypanosomatidae. The coding region runs from base 1 to 2376 and encodes 791 amino acids. The transcript has a single exon.